This is a messenger RNA of Penicillium waksmanii, 180 nucleotides long. RefSeq lists its product as uncharacterized. NCBI's taxonomy places the organism in Eukaryota, Fungi, Ascomycota, Eurotiomycetes, Eurotiales, Aspergillaceae. The record is from RefSeq and is a predicted model, not a curated record. The transcript has a single exon. The coding region runs from base 1 to 180 and encodes 59 amino acids.
AUGACAGCCAAGCUCCCUAUUCCACGCCUGCGACGCGAAGAAAAGAGAAUGCGAGUGGCCGCUCCAAGCGGGCUUGUGAAGUCUGUCGAGAGCGCAAGCACAAGUGUGAUGGAGCCAGACCGGCCUGCUCUCAGUGCCUUGUUCAAGGCUUUAAAAAUUGGUUUUGCCCGGAAAGAAUAA